Molecule: messenger RNA, 600 nt
Organism: Ostreococcus lucimarinus CCE9901
Lineage: Eukaryota; Viridiplantae; Chlorophyta; Mamiellophyceae; Mamiellales; Bathycoccaceae
Exons: 1
Coding region: 1-600 (199 amino acids)
Source: RefSeq, a predicted model, not a curated record
AUGACGGACGCAAAAGAAUACACCGAAAACUUACAAAAACUCCUCGCCGAAUCGCGGCAGCCCAGUGUGUCGAGAAAAGAUCUCGACUUGGCGUUCGGUGAAGACUUCGUCGAGGCCUUUGCGGUUCAGCUCGAGGAACGAGGCGCGUUAAAGUUUGACGAAACUCUGGACCAAGACGCGUUGAACGUUUGCGCGAGUUACCGACUCUUCAACUUCUUGCAGCGCAAUCAACGCGAUCCACACCCAUCGUUGGAGAAGGGGCACUUCUUCGAGUUGCGGAAAUGGAGCACCACGAGCGCGGAGCACGACGAGCUCUGGAGACUUCUCGGGACGAUGGCGACCCAGACCGUCGAACGCGGCGAGAACCGAUUGGACAACCCGACGACGAUGACGGCGCGUCGCAUGAUGUUACGCCUCAUCGAGGUGGUGAUGGGCGAGUUCGAGUGGUCCCAGGGCGAAGUUCCGCUCAUCGGAAAGGACUCGGAGCUUCACGAAGCCAUCGCCGAGGUUCGCCGCGCCGUCUCGCUCGAUCGAAUACGCGAAGUGUACGUCUCGCACCACGCGAGCGAAGACGUCGCCGCGCAAUCCGCGGCGGCUUAA